AUGGAGAAGGUGAGCAAAGCGAAGUGGGCGGAAAUCUGUAAUACCUUUGCCAUAUUGGAUGUCGAUGGAAGUGGACUGUUAACAGCCAGAGCGCUGUGUGGCAUGAUGCGUGUAUUUGGCUAUGAGAACAGCGAAGAGGAUGUGCAGAGGAUGAUAGAUGCCGUCGAUACCGAUGGCAGCGGUAAAAUGGACCGCGACAAAUUCUGUGCCGCUCUACUUUGGACGCUGAAGCCCGAGGAGUCAAGCCCCAGCCAGGAGUCCGACGACUCUUCAGAUGACCAAAGUUCAUCAUCCAAUGAAACGUCUAGUUCAAACGAGUAA
Drosophila navojoa is the source of this 321-nucleotide messenger RNA. RefSeq lists its product as uncharacterized. Lineage: Eukaryota; Metazoa; Arthropoda; Insecta; Diptera; Drosophilidae. The record is from RefSeq and is a predicted model, not a curated record. Gene Ontology annotation, molecular function: calcium ion binding.